AUGUCCCCCAAUGCCACACCCUCGAUCACCACCGCACCAGAGGAAAAACUGAACCCUACCUUUCCUCGAGAUCCACUACCACCACCGCCGUCCGACGACGUCCCCUCGCCAGAAAAAACAGAAUACAUCCCCGGCGCCGCACUAGCACUCGUCCUCGCAAGCCUGACCCUAACCGUCUUCCUCCUCAUGCUCGACCAAUCCAUCCUCAGCACCGCCAUCCCGCAAAUAACAUCGCACUUCCACUCGCUCUCCGACGUAGGCUGUGCAUCCUUCCAACCCCUCACCGGAAAGUUCUACACGCACUUCCGCGCCAAGCCCGUCUUCCUGGUGCACCUGUUCGUCUUCGAGCUGGGCAGCCUGGUAUGCGGCGUGGCGCGCAGCUCGCAGAUGCUGAUUGCGGGGCGGGCGAUCGCGGGGCUGGGGGCGGCGGGGCUGGUUAAUGGCGCGUUGACGAUAUUGAGUGGGGCGGCGCCGUUGGAGAAGAGGCCUUUGUAUACGGGGCUUUUGUUGGGAAUCGGACAAUUAGGCAUCCUCUCCGGUCCGCUCGUCGGAGGCGCGUUGACGGAGUACACGACAUGGCGAUGGUGUUUCUACCUCAACCUCCCCAUCGGCGCCAUCUCCGCCCUCGUCCUCUUCCUAAUCGGCAUCCCAGACCUAACCCCCAAACUGCCCUUCACGCUGCCCCUCCUGCGCUCCAUCAUCCCCCUGCUCGACCUCCCCGGCUUCGUCCUCUUCGCCCCCGCCUCGAUAAUGUUCCUGCUCGCCGUGCAAUUCGGCGGCGACGGCAGCCACGCGUGGUCGUCGCCCACGAUCAUCGGCCUGUUCGUCGGCGCGGGGAUAAUUUUCCUACUCUUCAGCGCGUGGGAGUGGCGAGCGGGAGACAAAGCGAUGAUCCCGGGGAGUAUAUUGCGGAACCGCAUUGUGUUGAUGAGCACAGGGCAAGUGGCGUGCUUGACGGUUUGUCUCGUGGUGGCGAGCACAUGGCUGCCGAUGUACUUUCAAGCUGUCAGGGGCGAGGGCCCGACGAUGAGCGGGGUGGAUUUGCUGCCGAGUAUUUUGGCGCAGUUGCUGCUGUCGGUGGUGUCGGGGGCUGCUAUGUCGAAGCUGGGAUAUUACCUCCCGUGGGCAGUUUUCAGCGGCGCCGUAACUACGAUCGGUAACGGGCUUAUCUCGACGUUUUCGCCGACGACGAAGACGGCGUCGUGGAUUGGGUAUUUGAUCGUUGUGGGCGCGGGCCGUGGAGCUGGCAUGCAGGUUGCCUUCAUCGCAACCCAACACGCGCUCCCACGCGCCCUAAUCCCCACCUGCCUCGCCUUCCUGAUCUUCGCCCAAAACUUCCUCUCCGCCAUCUCCAUGCUCAUUGCCAACACGAUCUUCACGCAAACGCUCUUCUCGCAGCUCGCCAAGCACGCGCCCUCGGUCUCAGGGCCCGCCGCUCUGGCAGCCGGUGGGAGCGCCAGUGCCGUUCGCGGUCUCGUGCAACCCGGGCAUGAGGACGAGCUCGGUGGCGUGUUGCUGGCGUACAGCGAGAGUCUGAGGAAUGUGUGGUUGAUGAUUGUGGGGGUUGCGGGGGUGGGGUUUGUAUUUAGUUGGGGGAUUGGGUGGAGAGAUGUGAGGAAGAAGGAUGAUGGCGAGGGAGCCAAGGUGGAUGUAUGA
Molecule: messenger RNA, 1656 nt
Organism: Trematosphaeria pertusa
Lineage: Eukaryota; Fungi; Ascomycota; Dothideomycetes; Pleosporales; Trematosphaeriaceae
Product: efflux pump protein
Exons: 8
Coding region: 1-1656 (551 amino acids)
Biological process (GO): transmembrane transport
Molecular function (GO): transmembrane transporter activity
Source: RefSeq, a predicted model, not a curated record